Messenger RNA from Saprolegnia parasitica CBS 223.65, 2041 nucleotides. RefSeq lists its product as hypothetical. The record is from RefSeq and is a predicted model, not a curated record. Gene Ontology annotation, cellular component: intraciliary transport particle B; axonemal microtubule. Gene Ontology annotation, molecular function: intraciliary transport particle B binding; protein binding. Lineage: Eukaryota; Oomycota; Saprolegniomycetes; Saprolegniales; Saprolegniaceae. The transcript is spliced from 21 exons. Gene Ontology annotation, biological process: intraciliary transport. The coding region runs from base 42 to 1994 and encodes 650 amino acids.
AAAGGAGAUCCGAAAACCCGAAGCGUCACCACCGAGCCACGAUGUACCAGCAGAUGAAGGACGUAGGCGGCAGCUACACCUCGACGGUGUACGGCCACAUUCGCGACCAAAAGUACGACGAAGCUGUCCGCAUCCUGCAGAUCGAGCUGCAGAACCACCCGUGCAGCCGAGCCGCCUUGUCGCUCCUCGGCUACUGCUACUACCAUAUGCAGAGCUUUCACAACGCCGUGUCCAUGUACGAACAGCUCUGCAAGCUCUUCCCGGACGUCGAAGACUACCACCUCUACUAUGCCCAGUCGCUCUACAAGGCGGGCCAGUACGAUGCGGCGUCGCGCAAAGCCAGCCAGUUGGAGAGCGAGCAGUACUCGCACCGGGUGGCGCUGCUGCGGUCGGCCAUUUACUAUGAGCAAAACGACAUGAAGGCGACGCAAUCGAUCCUCGACCAGUGCCUCCGCGACGACCCGACAACGGUUGUGUUUGACGGUGCGAUCGAGUACAAGGAAGGACGCUUUGAAGAGGCCAAGAAAAAAUUCAACGACGCCAUGAACGUCUUGGGGUACCAAUCGGACCUGUGCUACAAUAUCGCGCUCUGCUACUUUCGCCUCAAACAAUACGGCAACGCGAUGCGCCAAAUCGCUGAAAUCAUCGAAAAAGGCGUGCGUGACCACCCCGAAUUGAGCGUCGGGAGCAAGAGCGAGAGCAACACGGACGUCAAGAGUGUCCGCAACUCGACCGUGCUGCGCGAGACGGCACUUGUGGAAGCGUUCAACCUCAAGGCUGCGAUCGAGUACGACAUGAAGAACUUCAAGGGCUCACGUGACGCCCUCCUGGAUAUGCCGCCGCGGGCCGAAGAAGAACUUGACUCGGUGUCGUUGCACAACUUUGCUCUUAUGAACAUGGACGUGGACCCGAACGGUGGCUUCAAGAAGCUCAACUUUCUCCUUCAGAACCCUCCAUUCCCCGUCGAGACGUUCUCCAACCUUUUGAUUCUCUACAUGAAGCACGGGUUCCACGAUCUCAUGGCCGACGUGCUCGCCGAGAACACGCACUUGACGUUCCAACUGCUCUCAAAAGACUUUUUUGAGUUUGUGGAUGCCAGCGUCACGCUCCAAACGUCCCCCGAAGAGGCCUACCGCAAGUACGACGACUUGGCAACCAAGCACGUUGAGAUUCUGCGCAAGCUCACGCAAAAGAUCCAAGCCGCCCGCAUCGCGCAGUCCAACGACGAGAUCAAGGCGAGCUUGAAGGCGUACGACGACGCACUUGAGGACUUCAUGCCCGUGCUCAUGGCCCAAGCCAACAUUUACUGGGACCGCGGCAACUACGCCCAAGUCGAAAAGAUCUUCCGGCAAACGGCCGAGUUUUGUUCCGAGCACGAAAGCUGGAAGCUCAACGUCGCCCACGUCUUCUUCCUCCAAGGCAACAAGUACGAGCAAGCGAUCCAGUACUACGAGCCGUUUGUCAAGAAACACCAAGAAAACCUGCUCGAAGUGCAGGCCAUCAUCCUCGCCAACCUCUGCGUCUGCUACGUCAUGAACACGGACAACGAGAAGGCCGAAGAGCUCCUCCGAUCCAUCGAGCGUGAAGAGGAGGAAGAGUCGGCGCGGGACCCGGAGAAGCGGCUCUUCCAUCUCUGCAUCGUCAACCUCGUGAUCGGAACGCUCUACUGCUCCAAGAACAACUACGACUUUGGCAUCUGCCGCGUCAUGAAGAGUAUGGAGCCGUACCACCGCAAAUUGGGCACGGACACGUGGUAUUACGCCAAGCGCUGCUUCAUGGGCCUCGCGCUCACGCUGGCCAAACACAUGACGACGAUCCGAGACUCGACCAUGGCCGACAUCCUCGACUUUCUGGACGCCGCCGACACGCACGGCGCCGACAUUCCGACGACGACGGGGAUGGAGGCGGCCGCCGGCAACAACGACAUGGCGGCCCACACCGUGAGCUACGAGGCGCGAGUGCUCAAGCGCAUCUUCCUCAAGCUCCGGGGAUGAAAUUUAUACCCCUGCAUGUACCACUAUCAAUCAUCAAUCAAACGUGU